AUGGUCCGCUCUUCGAAGAACUCCACCACAACCGGGCGCCCAUCUCUAGAGAAGGACCCUGAUGGGUGGGAACGCUCGUGGCAGACAGAAUUGGAUCAGAUAUACGCGUCUCAUUUGACGAGACUCCCGUCCGCACUCCCAAACCUCAGGAACCUACCUAGAAGCUCUAUCGAGAGUUUUGUCGACGAGAAUGCACAACAGGCGCAUGCUCUCGAACAUAAGAGACUGGUGGAGUUGCAAGACGACAUACGCACUAUGUGCUCGCAGAAGUCAGCAGAAGAUGAUAUCCCCGCCUUAUGGAAGGCGGCGGGCGAGGAUAUCCGCCGAAAGCACUACUUCACUGCUAUGGAGCGCGUUUGUGAGAUACCGGACAUGGAGACUCAGAGGAGGACUGCGCCCGAGGUCUCAUGGAAAGCCUUCAAUGCCAACGAUGGCCAAGGCUAUCUUGACGUACUGCUCCGAAUCUCUCGUGAACACCCACCCAGGCAGUACAUCUACUUCCACCACCGCCUGGUGGACUCUACAAUGGGGAUCCGCGAGCCGUGGGAUACAAAACACUCUUAUGACGUUCAAGACGUGACAAAGUUCUACCAACGCACUCUCGCCAUGCGGCGUAUGCUCUUCAUAUCGUUGGUCGUCUGGAAUGUCAUGCUGUCCUACUAUGGGCGUGCGGAAACAUACGUCUCACAUGCCGUUCACCGCGAGUCUCGUGGAGUGGUGCCGGGCGUGCGCGCUGCAGGGAAAGCAUUCGGGCUAUCUGAUGCAAAGAUAGAUGCGACGCAGAAGGAAAGCCGGAAGACGUACACGGAGCGCGGCCACAGCUUGUGCACGCGUUGUGGCAAGUACGACUUCCAGUUACCCGAGGGCGUCAAGUUUAAGUCCUGCGGACAAUGCAAGACCAUCGGCCGCAAUAUACUGUACUGUAGCAAGGAAUGCCAGGUGGACGAUUGGAAGCGCGGCGAUCCUCCUCAUAAGACCAUCUGCGGCAAACCCCUCGCAGAAGCCGCACAACAAGUUUCGCGAGCUUCGCGAGACUCCGCACCGGAAUCGCGUUUUCCACCAGCAGAAGACGGUUUCGUGCGUUCGCCCGCGUUGCUCUACACUCUAGAGGCACUUGAAGAACACCCCGAGGCCGAAUACGUACUCGUGCGACCGUCGCAUGAAGUUGGAGAUGACGGUGUGAUAAUACCUGAUCCAAUGGGUAAGAUGUUCUUUAGGCUCUGCCUCAAUCGUGCAGUCACUACUGGGGAUCCUGCCUCGGUCAACAUGAUGUACAAGGCGUUGAAGGGUAGGGCGGAGACUCCGGGGGGGAUAGGGGUUGCUGCUCUCAAGCGGCAACUCAAGAACGAGUACGGGGUUGACGUUGAGGAUUCGCAGUGA
Molecule: messenger RNA, 1380 nt
Organism: Peniophora sp. CBMAI 1063
Lineage: Eukaryota; Fungi; Basidiomycota; Agaricomycetes; Russulales; Peniophoraceae
Source: the annotation of a GenBank genome assembly